UGUCGUGCAGCUGCAGCCGUGGCUAUCGGACGCACAAGCUCCACCCCUUCAUAAAACUUGAGAGCUCGAUGUUUCAAGGUUUUUCCCUCAGACAAAUUGCAUCUUGAACUGUGAGCCUAGUGCCCAUUUAGCAGCAGCUGCAAGGAGUCACAAUGGAAGCCUUGAAAAGGUUCAAGAAAAGGACGAAAGAUGCAGUUGAGGGCAACAAAGGACAACCGCAAAAGGACUCUCAAGCUGCAGGAGAACAAGAGGGUUUCAUAUGCCCGGUAUGUAUGGUGACCCUGGCUUCACCGGAGCAGCUCCAAGUGCACUGGGAGACAGUUCACAAUGCACCAGCUACUGAGCCAACUCCUGCCCCUCCUAGCCAAUCCCCUAAAGCCACCCCUGCUCCUAUAAUGGAACCAUCCAUACAGCACUCAUCAGUGAACAGGGAUGGAGAUGUGCUGGCACUCAGACAAGAACUGGAAGAUUUACGUGUUUCAUUGAAGGAGGAAAAGUGGUAUUCUGAGGAACUGAAAAAAGAAGUGGACAAACUACAGCCAGGCCAAUCGGCAGCUGGUGGAGGAGAUGUGAACAUGAAACGAGCAGAGGAAGACAGAACAAUGUUGUCGUCUGAGGUGGUUUUACUUCGUCAGCAGUUAGCGGAAUCCAUGGAGAAUGCUAAAGCUUACAAGACUGUCAAAGAUGCCAUGGAGCAGAAAGCAGCCUCAUUGGCAACUGAGAUGGUGACUUUGAAGUCUAGUCUGGAUGAGGAGAAGACGUUGCAUAACAGCUUGAAGGAAGCCAUGAAGCAAACACAGGUAGCCACAGAAAUUGAGCUUCAAGACAGAGAUUCCAGAAUGAAGGCAGUCCAGUCUCAACUACUUCAAAGGCCUGGUGCUGAUGAUGUCAUGGUGCUCAAGAAGGAACUAGUCUCCGUACAAACCUUAAUGGAUGAGUUGUCACUAGCCAAUGAAGCAGAGAUGAAUGAACUGAAACAGAAACAUGAAGAACUCAAGGCUGACUAUGACAAAUUACAAGCAUCUGUUGCUGACAGCAGUAGUGGCAAUGAAGCAGUCAAACAAGAACUAGAAGCCAAGAUGGCAGAAAACGUCGCCAUGUCCCAACAACUCAAUGAAGUACGCAGUCAUUUGCAAGAUCAAGAGUCAGCAUGUAGCAAACUGCAGCAGGAAUUGGAGUUUACUAAGCAGCAGCAACUGCAGCAGGUGACAAGUAAAGACAGUCAGCAUGCUGAGCUGCUGCAGCAACUUCAACAGUCCAAAGCUUCUCAAGCAGAGAUGGAGACUGAGAUAUCCCAGAUACAGAAGCAGUUAGCAGACAGUAGACAGAUGUCAGAGGAGCAGCAUCGACAGCUAGAGCAGCAACUCGCUACAGCUCAGCUACAGAUUGCCAAGACUGAGGGAACAGUGAAUGAGAAAGAUUCCCAAGUGACGGAUCUCCAGCUACAACUGGACAUGUUACAGCAGCAAUAUGAGCAAGAGAGUAUGAGUAACGACGAGUUGAGAUCUCAGCUACGAGAACGUCAGUCACAGAUAGAAGACCAACAACGCUCACUCACAGACAAACAGGAGAAACUUGCUGAGUUGGAGACGUCGUUGCAGAAGCAGAAAGAUGCAGCAGAGAGAUUGGAAGGAGAGAGAGCAGACUUAAUGGCCAAGAUUGAAGCUGGAGAAGGCAUAUCCACAGCAAUACAGCAACUCAGGCAGGAAAAUGAAAGCUUACAAGAUCAGCUAUCUGAGCUGCAGUUGAACAAAGAGAAAUUGACAGAGGAACAUCGAGCAGCAACUCAAGAUCUUCAUAAACAAUUACAACAGAGUAAAGCGCAAAUUGAGGGUGUGACAACACAGCAUGAGAGGGCAGAGGCAAACUUGAAGGAGACAAGAACUAAACUGACUACAACUCAAGAAAAACUGGCAAAUGCCGAGUCUGAUCUCAAAAUUAAGGGAGAAUUACUUCUUGCUAUGGAAUCCUCCAUGGCAACUCAACGAGCAGAUCUUGAGAGUCAUCUUAGAACAUCUCGGACAGGAUUGGAAGAUAAACAACAGGAAGUCAACAGGCUACAGGAACAACUGGAGAAGACUCGAUCUGAAUUAUCAAGCACCAAGGACCAGCUAGCUGACCUUGAUGUCAAACAAACAUCAAUUCAAGAACAAUUGACGUCAUCAACUCAUCAAUAUUCAUUGCUACAAAAUGAUCUACAGGCUAAGGUUAGUCAGUUAGCACUUGUUGAAGAGAACAAGAGGGAGUUAGAAGCACAGCUGAAUGGUCAGGUGCAGUCAUUACAGGCAAAGCUAACGGACAAAGAAGAUGCAUACAGUAAGAUGGCUGGAGAAUAUCAACAGACAAAAGAGCAAAAUGCUGCAAUAAUCUCUGGACUACAAGGAGAGUUGGACUCAACCAAGACGACACUGGCACAGACACAAACACAGCUACAACAACAGGUGGCCAAGCUUGAAGAGGAGAAGAAAUCUGUUGAGGAAUCACUGUCAGCAACACAGCAGAAUCUACUGCAGAAAGAGCAAGAAUCUACACAACUACAACAACAAAAGGCUGCAGUUUUGGUACAAGCUGCGGAAAAAGUAGAGAAAUUGACCGCUGAUCUGCAGACCACACAGACUGAACUCAGCCAAACUAAGACUAAUCUAGCUGCCAAGGAGCAAUCUGUUCUUGAACUGACUGAACGCCUUGAACGUCUACAGACCGAGAAAUCUGAGUUGCAGGAUCAAUUUAAUGUGGAGCAAGAUGUGGUGGUUUCUCUCAAGAAACUCAAUACUGAUCAAGAAGCAACUAUUGCUCAAAAGGUUGAGCUGUGUGGCAAGUUGGAGAAGCAGUUGGAGAGUAAAGAGAAUCAACAGAAGGAUUUACAGCAGAAGAUUGAGGUUCUGGAGCAAGAGAUUGCCAAGUCAUGUGACCAGUGUCGCAACUAUGAAUCACAAGUGGUCAAACUUCAGUCACAAGUCAGGGAUGGACAGGAGAAGUGUACAGCUCUUCAGAUGGAGCUUGAGAACCUCCACGACACUUUGACAAAGACUGAAGACUCCUUGGAGAAAGUCCGAGGGAGUGAGGCAUCUCUCAUGAGCAGCGUGGAAGGAUUACAGGAGGUCAAAAUGGUGCUGGAUGCCAGAGUGGCUGAACUAGAUGAAGAGUUGAAGGUUGAGCUUGGAAGAUUCCGGUCUUUGAAGCAGGAAGAUACUGCCAAGCAAGCCGAAAUCGGGAAGUUGAACGGAAAGAUUGGAGAGUUAGAAGAAUCUAAAUCCUCACUGAAUGCUCAGCUGUCUGAGUUGCAUACAGCAAUCCAACAUGAAAAGGAAGACAGAGCGAAGGAAGUAUCAGCCAUGCAGGAAGCUAAACAACUCCUGAUCAAACAGAAGCUGGACCUACAAUCCCAGUUGAUGGAUAGGGAGACACAGUUAGCUAAAGCCGAGGUGGAAUUCAAUGAGAGUAAAGAAGUAGCACACAAAGUACAGACAAUGUUGAGAGAUGAGUCGGCUGCAUUGCAGAAUAAAUUGGCAACUGAGGAAAAAGCUAAGGCAGAUUUACAGCGACAAACAGAAGAGUUAGAGCAACGGUCCAGCAUGCAACUCAGUGCACUGAAUGAAAACCUGGCUACUCUCAGAAGCGAUCUGUCACAAGCUGAUACCAGGAAACAAGAACUAGAGAAAGUAGUGGAUGAACUGAGAGGAGAAGUAGCUGUUCUUGAAGCAACCAUUCAGAAUAAUCAGGAUGAACGAAGAACUCUUCUGGAAAGAUGCCUUGCUAGUGAAGGUGACGUGGAGAAGCUACAGAGCAAAGUGGUCGAGCUUCGUCGGAAAUUGGAGGAUGCUCAGGCCGCAAUGCAUGAACUAGGACGAGAGAACCAGAACCUACAGAUUGUCCAAUCCAAGCAGAUGGCUCGCAAAUGGGCCGAUGAUACAGAGGUCAAGACCUGUAUGUCCUGUGAAAAGGCCUUCUCUGUCACUGUCAGAAGGCAUCACUGCCGUCAAUGUGGUAACAUCUUUUGUAAUGAGUGCUCUGCCAAAUCUGCCACAAUCGCAUCUUCAAAGAAGCCAGUCCGAGUCUGUGAUGGCUGUUACUCAGAACUGAUAUCAUAAUUUCCUUCAAGAAACCAGUCAGUGUCUUUGACAGCCGUUACUCACAGCUAAUAUCCUAGCUUCCUACAAGAAACCAGUCGGUGUCUGUGACGGCCGUUACUCAGAGCUAAGAUCCUAGCUUCCUACAAGAAACCAGCCAGGUCUGAGACAGCUGUUACAGCUAAGAUCCUAGUUUCCUACAAGAAACCAGCUAGUGUCUUUGACAACCGUUACUCACAGCUAAUAUCCUAGCUUCCUACAAGAAACCAGUCGGUGUCUGUGACGGCCGUUACUCAGAGUUAAGAUCCUAGCUUCCUACAAGAAACCAGUCGGUGUUUGUGAUGGCCGUUACUCACAGCUAAGAUCCUAGCUUCCUACAAGAAACCAGUCGGUGUCUGAGACAGCCGUUACUCAGAGCUAAUAUCCUAGCUUCCUACAAGAAACCAGUCAGUGUCUGUGACGGCCGUUACUCAGAGCUAAGAUCCUAGCUUCUGGCAAGAAACCAGACAGUGUCUUUGACAGCCGUUUCUCGGAGCUAAUAUCCUAGCUUCCUACAAGAAACCAGUUAGAGUCUGUGACAGCCGUUACUCAGAGCUAAGAUUCUAGCUUCUUACAAGAAACAGUGUCACUGUGACAUCUGUUUCUCGGAUCGUGCCAACUUCUUUUGCUUUGAUCAAAAUUUGAUAUGAGUAUUCACUGUGUUUCUGCAUUUUUAGGUUCUUUUUUUGUCGAAUAGACUAAAAGCAAUCAAACUGUCUCAUUACCAAUCAAUAAAAAGCAGUUCUCAUUUGUUACAUGCACAGUAAAGGUGUUGCCUUUUGAAAGAUUUCGUAGACAAUUCAGAGCAUGAAGCAUUUUUUGUAAAGAUUUUUAUACGAGUAAAGCUUCUACAUGUAUUGGAUUAAACUACAUUUAGGCAAGGCUUCUGUAGGUUGUGGCUGCUCUUGGACUGAAGCUGAGCAUAUUGUACUUUAAUCUUUGAUAAAUGAGGACUUGUUGAAAUAAUUAUAUAGACCUACAUUUUUGUUUAUUUUAUUUGGAAUGGCUGUCUCGGUAUUAAUUCUGUAAAAUCAUACAUGCCUUUAUCACAUGUAUUAUUGUACAGUAAUUGAUUAUGAAGUUUCGACAUUUCGAACAGUUGUGCUUUGUUCGUUAUCAGGAGACAACACUUUUUAGAUUAUUUCCCCUCUAUUUUGUAGCUGGACACAAUGAAGCUUGUUUUUAGUUAUAAAUGCAUGAAUAUUGAGAUUGUUUUAUAUUUCUACCCAAGAGAAAUUCGUAGUUUUAAUCAAGACACUUUGUCCUUUGAGGUGGUCAGGAAAUUCAGGUAUUACGAAGCUAAAUACUGUAUCAUUUCAUUAUGAUGUCACUUCUUUUUAUACUCAAGGUUUUAAGUUUUUAAGAUAACCAUUGUUACAUUUGGUUAUUGUAUCUAAGUUUGUGAUGACAUUUAUAAUUCUAUUGACGAUGGAAGGCACCUAGGCUGGGCAUGGGUAAUAA
Messenger RNA from Patiria miniata (bat star), 5570 nucleotides. It is a transcript of the gene eea1, whose product is annotated as early endosome antigen 1-like. The transcript has 37 exons. Gene Ontology annotation, biological process: endocytosis. Gene Ontology annotation, cellular component: early endosome. The record is from RefSeq and is a predicted model, not a curated record. Bases 153 to 4091 code for a protein of 1312 amino acids. NCBI's taxonomy places the organism in Eukaryota, Metazoa, Echinodermata, Asteroidea, Valvatida, Asterinidae. Gene Ontology annotation, molecular function: 1-phosphatidylinositol binding; metal ion binding.